AUGUAAAAUUAUAGUAGUGAUGAAGAAAUCUCAUCAAUUCCAGAAGAUGAAUAUUUAGAUUAUGAUAGAUAGGAUUUUGAAGCUAUUCAAUUCGCUAAUAUCAAAUAAAACAUUAGUGAAGACGAAUAAGAAAAUGAAGAUGACGAUGAAGAAGAAGUUGAAUAAGAAAAGGAUAACAAAUUACAAAAAAUAGGAAUUAAAUUUAAAUUGCCUUAAAGAAAUUAAGUUGAAAAUAAGAAAUCUCUAUCUAACUUAAAUAAUCAGAAAGUAUUGACUGAAGCUACAAAUUAAUUAAAAAAUAUUAGUAAAAUUGAAAACAGGCCUUCUACUUCAUAAUCCUACAAACCUAUUUAUACCACUAGCAUUCACCAAAGCCAAUAAAUGCAAAAGAAAUAUAAUUAUAAACAAAAAUCAUUUAAUACACUACCAAAAAGAUCUGAUCCCGUAGCUAGAUAUUAAUAGAUGUCAUCAUAAUGGAAGAAAACUAAGUUUUUAUAAAAUACUAAUGGAUUAAAGGAAGGUAGAAAAUUGAAUUUAGAUACAAGAAUUGAAUAAUAAAAAUAAGAAUUAAAAGAAUCUGGAAUGUUUCAUAGAUACAUUGCUAAGUCGUAAUUAUUUCUGUGA
This is a messenger RNA of Paramecium tetraurelia, 624 nucleotides long. RefSeq lists its product as uncharacterized. The record is from RefSeq and is a predicted model, not a curated record. The transcript has a single exon. Lineage: Eukaryota; Ciliophora; Oligohymenophorea; Peniculida; Parameciidae.